AUGGAUAUGCAUCACGGCGGCAUGAAUAUGAAGCUUCUCAAGCGUAUGGAUAUGGGAGGCGAGUCAAAGGCAACAACGAGUGAUGCCUGCUAUGCUGGCGACAGUGUCUGGCUCGAAACCUUUUCCAACUGCGUCCACGAAAAGUGCUCGAAGGACAGUGUCGAGCAGAGCACACAAGCCCAAUGCUUCUCCAAGCUGGCCGCAAACGGACUAUCCGUACCAACUUUGCAAGCUUCCUUGCCAUCAAUUGCACCCACCGUCCAACUAGAGGCGGAAGCCACCAGACUGAACUCGACAAGUCUUGUCAAUGAAGAUGCCUACCUCGCAAACUAUGUGACGAUGAAGGAGUUUGUAGCCUCUGAGCACAGGCAUACUCGCUACGCCUUUGCCAAUCUUGCUCUUGCAAUUCUUUUCUCGGGUCGCAACAACCUGCUCAUGUUCAUUACUGGCUGGAAUCAGAGUACAAUGCUAGCCAUCCACCGUUGGGCAUCAAGAGUUGCAACCGUUCAGGCUGUUGUACACUCCAUCAUCUAUACAAUAACCUACUUCUGGACCGGUGGAACAGUUGCAUACCGGACUGAGGCAGCUAAGCCUUACUACUGGUGGGGCAUUAUCGCUACCGUCGUGCUGUGCCUCGCCAUAGGCUUUGCAGUCCUUCCCUUCCGCACUCGGUCUUACGAGACUUUUCUCAUCACACACAUAGCUUUUGCUAUACUCGCAUUGAUAGGUUGCUGGUACCACAUCGAUCUGCGCUUUGGCAAAGAAUGGGGCUACAAGGUCUGGCUUUACAUUGCAUUCGCUUUCUGGGCGUUCGACAGGUUGAUGCGAUUCGGUCGUCUGCUGUACUUCAAUUAUUUCGGCAGUCCCAUUGCGGUCGUCAAACAAAUCCCACACACCGACAUCUUGCAGAUGACUAUCUAUCCCAAGAAAGCCUGGAACGUGAAACCUGGACAACACUCAUUCCUCUAUAUACCUCUGCUUGGCAAGCCUUGGGAGAACCAUCCUUUUACCAUCGCAUCUUGGAGCUGUUCCGAGCCGAGUCGUCACACGCCAGGCAUCGCAAAUGCAUCUACUGGCAAAGAAGCAGAGGUCCAGAGUGUCGAAAUCGACAGUUCUUCCGCUUCAAAACACAGUCGCGGUUCGCAUCAUCCUACUCAAAUUACUGCAGACACUAUCCUAUGUGUCGCAGGGGGUAUUAGUAUCACCAGCUGCAUGAGCUUCUUGCAGCAAUACGUCAAUGAGUCGUUAUCGGCCGCACCUACUUCGAGAGCAUUGACGGGCCACAUGUCCAAUUUCGUGCUCGCUUGGUCGGCUAGAGAAGAGUCGCUCAUUCAGCAUGUGUCUACCUCGCUAUUACCUGACUCUGCUGCAAGUGCGCAGAACAAGCAGAUCGAAUAUCGGUUCUGGUGUACUGGAGAGCAAGGCAGUCAAGACAAGGGGCUUGAGCAAGGCAGCGAUCUGCGAAGAGGCAGGAUGAAUGUUGAAGAGGUUGUGAGAUUGGUAGCAGAAAAGGGGAAAAGAGUUGUGGUGGUGGUUUGCGCUCCUGGCGGCAUGGCGGAUGAAGCAAGGGCGGCUGUGGUUGGCUGUUUGAGAGAUGGUAUGCCUGUUGACCUGAUCGAGAAGGCAUUUGCAUGGUAG
This is a messenger RNA of Aureobasidium vineae, 1638 nucleotides long. The record is from the annotation of a GenBank genome assembly. Lineage: Eukaryota; Fungi; Ascomycota; Dothideomycetes; Dothideales; Saccotheciaceae.